Messenger RNA from Gasterosteus aculeatus aculeatus (three-spined stickleback), 4604 nucleotides. Its product is annotated as nuclear pore complex protein Nup93. Gene Ontology annotation, biological process: poly(A)+ mRNA export from nucleus; protein import into nucleus. Gene Ontology annotation, cellular component: nuclear pore. Lineage: Eukaryota; Metazoa; Chordata; Actinopteri; Perciformes; Gasterosteidae. The record is from RefSeq and is a predicted model, not a curated record. Gene Ontology annotation, molecular function: structural constituent of nuclear pore.
UCCAAUCAGCAUCGGCUCCAGAAGUGCCGGGGCAAAUAAUGCACUUGCAUGCUUGUUGCACGUUAACGUUACUACUUCUGAGCAAAACUGAGUAAACUGUGAACACAUUCACUCGAGGGACACAGACAGGACCGUAUUUACGUCAGUUCCACACAGCAGAGGAAUGGAUGCAGAGGGUUUCGGGGAGCUUCUGCAGCAGGCAGAGCAGCUAGCUGCUGAGACAGAAGCAGUAUCGGAGCUACCGCAUGUCGAGAGGAACCUCCAGGAGAUCCAGCAGGCAGGAGAGCGGCUUCGAUCCCGCACCCUGACCCGCACCUCGCAAGAUGCUGCCGACGUGAAAGCGUCAAUCCUCCUCGGUUCCAGAGGUUUAGACAUCUUCCACAUCUCUCAAAGGUUGGAAAGUCUUAGUGCAGCCACCACCUUUGAGCCCCUGGAACCCGUAAAAGACACUGACAUACAGGGCUUCCUGAAGAACGAGCGGGACAACGCCUUGCUGUCGGCCAUCGAGGAGUCUCGCCGCAGGACGUUCCUGUUGGCUGAGGAGUACCACCGGGAGUCCAUGCUGGUGCAGUGGGAGCAGGUGAAGCAGAGAGUGCUGCACACGCUACUGGGAGCAGGAGAGGACGCGCUGGACUUCAGUCAAGAUGUGGAGCCGAGCUUUGUGAGUCAAGUACCAGCUGCAGGAAGAAGCGCUCUGGACAGCGUGGAGGUCGCCUACGGACGGCAGAUUUACGUUUUCAAUGAGAAGAUUGUGAAUGGUCACAUUCAGCCGAAUCUGGGAGACUUGUGUGCUUCAGUCGCAGAGAGCCUGGACGACAAGAAUGUAUCGGACAUGUGGCUGAUGGUGAAGCAGAUGACUGAUGUGUUGCUCGUUCCGGCCAAAGACACUCUGAAAAGUCGCACCUCUGUUGAAAUGCAGAUGGCUUUUGUACGCCAGGCGCUCAGCUUCCUAGAGAACAGUUAUAAAAACUACACCUUGGUGACGGUGUUUGGGAACCUCCAUCAGGCCCAACUAGGGGGAGUGCCAGGAACGUACCAACUAGUCCGCAGCUUCCUCAACAUCAAACUACCGGGGCCUCUGCCUGGCAUGCAGGAUGGUGAGAUAGAGGGCCACCCAGUGUGGGCGGUGAUCUACUACUGUCUGCGCUGUGGGGACCUGAACGCAGCCAUGCAGGUCGUGAACCGAGUGCAGCAUCAGGUGGGAGACUUUAAGACCUGGUUUCAGGAGUACAUGAACAGCCCCGACAGACGCCUUUCUCCAACUUUAGAGAACAAGCUCCGCCUCCACUACCGCAGGGUGCUGAGGAACAGCGCCGACCCUUACAAGAGAGCCGUCUACUGCCUGAUCGGGAAGUGUGACAUCAGCGAUAACCACGGAGAGGUGGCAGACAAGACUGAAGACUACCUCUGGCUUAAGUUGAACCAGGUGUGUUUUGAUGACGACGGCAGCAGCUCUCCUCAGGACCGACUGACCCUGCCGCAGCUGCAGAAACAGCUGCUGGAGGACUACGGAGAGUCCCACUUCUCAGCGAGCCAGCAGCCCUUCCUGUAUUUCCAGGUGCUGUUCCUGACGGCUCAGUUUGAGGCGGCGGUGGCGUUCUUGUUUCGCGUGGAGCGACUCCGGAGCCACGCGGUGCACGUGGCGUUGGUCCUGUACGAGCUGCAGCUGUUGCUGAAGUCGUCGGGACAAAGCGCCCAGCUGUUGAGCCAGGGACCCGGCGACCCCCCCAUGGUACGCCGCCUCAACUUCAUCCGCCUGCUCAUGCUCUACACUCGCAAGUUUGAGUCCACCGAUCCACGGGAAGCCCUGCAGUACUUCUACUUCCUACGCAACGAGAAAGACAGCCAGGGAGAAAACAUGUUCAUGCGUUGUGUCAGUGAACUCGUGAUUGAGAGUCGUGAGUUUGACAUGCUGUUGGGGAGACUAGAGAAGGACGGCAGUAGGAAGCCUGGAGUCAUAGAUAAGUUCGCCGGGGACACCAGAGCCAUCAUCAGUAAAGUGGCUCUGGAGGCCGAGAACAAGGGCUUGUUUGAAGAGGCGGUCAAACUCUUCGAACUGGCCAAGAACCCAGAUAAGGUGUUGGAGCUGAUGAACAGGCUGCUGAGUCCAGUCGUUGCUCAGGUCAGCGCCCCUCAGUCCAACAAGGAGAGGCUAAAGAACACCGCAGUGGCCAUCGCCGAGAGGUAUCGUUCUCAGGGCGUCGCAGGAGACAAGUCCAUCGAUAGUACUUUCUACCUGCUGCUGGACCUGACCACCUUCUUUGACGAGUACCACGCAGGUCACGUGGACAGAGCCUACGACGUGAUGGAGCGUCUGAAGCUCCUUCCUCUCAGUCAGGACAGCGUGGAGGAGAGAGUGGCUGCUUUUAGGAACUUCAGUGACGAGGUGCGCCACAACCUGUCCGAAGUGCUGUUGGCCACCAUGAACAUCCUCCUCACUCAGCACAAGCGCCUGAAGGCGGCGCCAGCGGGCACGCCGGGACGACCCCAGAGGACCGUAGAGGACAGGGACAUGCAACUCCGCAGUCAGGCCAGAGCCCUGAUCACCUUUGCUGGUAUGAUUCCCUACAACAUGGCCGGAGACACCAACGCAAGACUGGUGCAAAUGGAAUUACUGAUGAACUGACACACACGCGCGCACGCACGCACGCACACACGGACAGAGAGCGACAAGCAGAAACCUUUUGGCUAUACAAGACUUCCACCAAUCGUAUUCAUACAAACCCUCUUGUCGACCAUUUCUGUUUUAUAGAAUACAAUAUUUGUCGUUGUUUUAUCAGAUACAUCGUCUUGCAUCAUCCAUUUGAGUUCCUCUUUGUUGUCAGUAGUCUCUUUUUUCAUUUUUGUUUGGUAUUUGUCUCUUUUGAUGAUUUGGAAUAAAAAAUAAGUAUGCUUUUCAGUUGCCUUUAUUUUCUACAUGUCCAUUUCACUUUUUACCCAUCUAGCCUCACUUUUUUAAAAUCAUGAUUGCUCUGCACGUGCAACAAUUACUGUGAAAACAGUCAGUUUUCUCAAUUUUUCGUUUGCAAAAUGAGACAAGACAACCAAUACUGUUCAAUGAAUUUACCUUUUUGAACUUGAGUUUAUAACAAACAAUGAUGAAUCAAAAUUGGGCUUAAUUUAACAUAUACUGCAGACUGACUGAGCCCUCAGAGGAAAGUGGUGAUUGUCCAGUUUCAAACAUUUCAUCUCCCUUUAUGAGCAAGUUACCAUUCUUGGUCCUAAGUGUCGCAGACAGACGCCGCAUUGUCCUCACAGGCUGCGCUGCCGUGUCUCUGUCCCGUCCUCUGGCAGAUGGUUGGUUGGCUUGAGGCGGACUGGAGGGAUAUUUCUGCUUUGUCGCAGUAUCAGAAGGGGGGUUUCCGGGGUAACUGGAAUAGACAUUUUAGACACUGAGUUAAUAUAAUGCUGAAGUUUCUGUUUUGACGCUACAUGUUUUUCCUGUUGAAAACUAUGCAAAUGCUCACACACACACACUCCGAUGUGAUUGCUUUUUGACUUAAUGGUUCAAGUGCUCAUCAUUGCGCUCCACUUAAAUCAGGUCCCUGCUGUUUCAGCAAUUUCAUCUUUAACCGGGAUUUCCCAAAGUAUAAAGCCUCAUCACGGCGUCUCGGAUGGUGUUGCCCACUAUAACACUUCAGCAACCACAGGGAGACGCCAUAGCAACCAUCCGGAACGCCAUAGUAACAACGACACAAAAGCAUUAGGCGCCGGCCUGCUGGUACGUUUAGCAGAAAAAACUAACUCGUGUUGAUGCUUUUAAGCCACAUGCAAAAAAAAAAAAAGGAUCCCAUCACCCGUCAUCCCCUCUGUUGAAUGGGUGGCCAACACUCUCUGGCCUGAGAGAACGCAGAUGGCGGCUCAUUCUGUCUUGGCUCCUCUUCAUAUCCAAGUUGAUAUGUAUGAGACAAAGCUGAGCCAAGUACUACGGGGCCCAUGCUGUCCUUCUGCCCGGAGUGGUGAGCGGGGACGCACCGGUGCUGCUCCUGCACUCCGUCCGCCGGACGAUCUGGAAAUCACCUGCCGUACGGAUGACAUCAGAGUAGCUGUCCAACCCGUCACGUUUGAGAGCGCAAAGGCUGCUGCAUAGAGUCCUGACUUCAGCUCUUCUCUUCUUAGGGUUUUAGUACAACCUGCCAUGUGUUUGUGUGUGUUUCCACACAUCCAGCAGCAGAAGACCGGCCUCUCAGGUGUGUGUGCUGCAGCUGGUGUUGUGAAUCAGGCCGAUGACAGACACCUCCUAUAACCCGGCUAUUUCACAACACCAGGGUGGCACCGCACCGCUACCGACCAGACCAAGAACCACCGCCCGGCGCCGCCAAGGGAGGAGAUGCAAGAUGAACACACACAGAGCGGAGUCAUUUCAGUGGGCUGUAAAACUGGUGUGUUUGUUGUGCAGGUUCUGUCAAUCACACCUGAUCAUAAACUGAAAUCUUUUUUUGCCCCGUAUAAUGAUUCAGAGUUAUUCACCUUCACUCAGAUACGAGAACCACAUAUGCGUACCGAUUUAUAACCAUUUAAGGAUUCACGUGAAGAUUCUCUGUAUUGAGACACGGUUGUCUUUCUUACCCCCUUUGCUCUGUAAAUAAAUAACAUUACCAAUA